Cryptomeria japonica (Japanese cedar) is the source of this 814-nucleotide messenger RNA. RefSeq names its product wound-induced protein 1. Lineage: Eukaryota; Viridiplantae; Streptophyta; Pinopsida; Cupressales; Cupressaceae. The record is from RefSeq and is a predicted model, not a curated record. The coding region runs from base 1 to 477 and encodes 158 amino acids. The transcript has 2 exons.
AUGGUGCGAGAUCUGGCUAGUUCAACCCCAACCCUGGAGAGCCAAAACGAGGAGGCGAUACGCCAACUGUACGAUGCGCUAAGCUCAGGUAACGCACGGGCAGUGCAGAGCAUUUUGGCCCCCGAUUUGGAGUGGUGGUUUCACGGCCCUCCCGACUGUGAGUAUUUGAUGCGCUUGCUCACAGGCCUUUCUCACCACACCGGUUUCUCAUUUCGCCCGGAUACUUUAACCGCCGUCGGCGACAAGGUAUUUGUGGAAGGUUAUCUGGGUGAAUCCCUGUACUGGGUUCACGUCUGGACUGUGGAGAAUGGGAUAGCUACAGAAGUUCGUGAGUAUUUCAAUACUUCCCUUGUCGUCACAGAUUUUAACCCUCCUUCUUCCUCAUCCGGAAAAUCUUCUGUUUGCCGGCCACUGUGGCAGAGUGAAUUGGGCAAAUCUGACGGUGAAUCGAUGCCCGGGCUCGUCCUCGCAAUUUGAUAAAAUCGUCUUUGGAUUGCCUUUUCCCUAAAUAAUUAUCAAAGCUUUGUGUGGUGUUGCAGUUGUUACAGAGAUGUAGACUCUUUGGGUGAUUUCGGUUCUUUAGAAAUGUAGGCUGUUAGUGGGUUUUGCGUACGUGGAUUGGGCUGAGAAGUAGAAAUACAGGGAUAUACUCUUUUAUUGUAUGAGUGGUUUUCACGUUCUGGUGGGGUCUUUAGCCCUCUUGGAGGUGUGAGAUUACGCUUUUAGCAACCAUGUUUAGAAUGUGUGCCAAGCUGGAAUCUGUGGAAAUGUUCUAUGAUAUGGUAAUAAAUAAAUGGUUUUUUCUGGAAAAUAA